AUGGCCGCUGUCAAACCAAGCACCCGUAAAAGGGUGCUUAAAGUCAUUUUUGUCUCAUUACUUUUGGAUUUGAUCUCGUUCACCUUUAUCCUCCCUCUCUUCCCAAAGCUCCUCGAGUUCUACCGAAAUAGUGAGGUCGGCCCGGAGUCGCAGUCAACUUUACUCGCAAGAAUCCUUGGCGGCCUCAACGCUUACAAAUCUGCCUUCGCGAAACCGAUCGACUCGAGAUAUGACAUUGUCCUGCUAGGAGGUGCUCUGGGCAGCUUGUUCUCCCUGCUCCAGGCGAUUGCGUCACCCGUCAUCGGACACUUAUCCGACAAAUAUGGUAGAAGGACUGCGCUCCUUGCUAGCAUGGUUGGAAAUAUCUUGUCUGUGCUUCUUUGGGUAGUGGCAGUUGAUUUUAGGACCUUCCUUGCCUCGCGCAUUGUUGGUGGUCUGUCGGAAGGCAAUGUUCAGCUAGCCACAGCUAUUGCGACCGACAUCUCGGACGAGAACAGCCGUGGCUCGACUAUGGCUUUGAUAGGUGCCUGCUUUUCGAUCGCUUUCACUUUCGGACCAGCACUCGGAGCUUAUCUAAGCUCCGUUGCGACCGUAGCUGCGAACCCUUUCGCAACAGCUGCUGGCGUGUCCUUGUCUUUGAUUGUGGUCGAGACGGUUUACCUAUACUUUGCGCUACCCGAGACACUGCCGAAGAAGUCUGGAAAGGAAACUUCCAAGAAGGCUGCGAAGCCGGCGGCGAUCACACGUACUAACUCGCACUUUUUGCUGAACUUGAUACAUUUCUCAUUUUUGCUAUUUUUCUCCGGGAUGGAGUUUUCCCUACCGUUUAUGACGUAUGACCUUUUCCAGUAUAACUCGGCACAAAACGGACGGUUACUUGGCUACGUGGGUUUGAUCGCCUCGAUUCUUCAGGGCGGAGUUACUCGUCGGCUACCCCCUCUUUUGACUGUCCAAAUUGGUGUGAGUGCGUGCUUGGUGGCGUUUGUAUUGCUCGGCCGAAUUAGCACGGUCGGCUCGCUGUAUCUUGCCGCUACAUGUUUGGCUACUACAUCAGCCACCGUCGUCAGCGGCCUUAACACCCUAAGCAGCUUCGAAGCUAGCGAGGGUGAGCGCGGCGGCAAAUUAGGCAUCCUUCGGAGUUGGGGUCAACUUGGCCGGGGUUUAGGUCCGAUUCUGUUUACGAGCGUGUACUGGUGGGCAGGUAGAGAAGUGGCAUACGGUGCGGGCGCUUUGGGCAUUGCUGCUGUCACCUUAUUGGUGUUUGCUGGGCUAAAGUCACCGCCCGGCUCGCUGAAGAAGAAAGUCAAGGCAGAAAAGAAAGAAUUGUAA
This is a messenger RNA of Hypoxylon trugodes, 1329 nucleotides long. RefSeq names its product MFS general substrate transporter. The transcript has 2 exons. Gene Ontology annotation, biological process: transmembrane transport. Gene Ontology annotation, cellular component: brush border membrane. The record is from RefSeq and is a predicted model, not a curated record. The coding region runs from base 1 to 1329 and encodes 442 amino acids. NCBI's taxonomy places the organism in Eukaryota, Fungi, Ascomycota, Sordariomycetes, Xylariales, Hypoxylaceae. Gene Ontology annotation, molecular function: transmembrane transporter activity.